Molecule: messenger RNA, 753 nt
Organism: Effrenium voratum
Lineage: Eukaryota; Dinophyceae; Suessiales; Symbiodiniaceae
Source: the annotation of a GenBank genome assembly
AGCGCCCAGACCCCAGAAAAGGAACCAGGCGUCAUGCUACUGCUUUGAGACUGCCUCCAGCCGCUAGCCAUCAUGCCUCGUCCGGAUUUCGACGAAGAGGCAAGGAAGCUCUUUGCUUUGCUCAACUUGCCGUCCGGGGCUGCCUCUGACGAGUCUUCGCGCUUGCAUGGCUACCACAACCUGGACGCUGUAUGGCAGCACCCCACGACAGGUGCCCAGGUGUUCAUUGGAAAUGCCACCGCCAGCAGCCAGAGAGAGAUAUUGCGCAAAAAUCGCGUGACGCAUAUCGUGAAUUGCACGAGCGACAUGUCCAACACCUUCGAUGGAGAUCCAGCUGUUGCGUAUUUCCGGUUCGAUAUAUACAAGUUCUUUUCCGCCUUGGACUUGCGCUCCCACCGGGGUGUAUUGGAGUUCUUUUUGCCUGUCUUCCAAUGGAUUGAUGAAGCAGUCAGCUCAGGACACAGCGUGUUGAUCCAUUGCCUUGCCGGUGCCCAUCGAGCAGGCACAACUGGUGUGGCCUAUGUUAUGCAUGCAGCAGAUUUGGAUCACCAAACUGCCAUCGUGGCCUGCAAGCGUUGCCGGCCAGCGGUGGACCCCAUCGGCGAUCUCACAACUCUUUUGGCGCAGCUAGAUGCCGCUCGCCAGGCGAGGAAGAAGUGACGCAGUGUCACGCGAAUUCGACGUAUCGACGCAGUGUGGAAGGUUUCCCUUUGCAGCGCUUUCCUGCAACCAGAACAGACCAUGGCGGCAACA